Messenger RNA from Ruditapes philippinarum (Manila clam), 3297 nucleotides. Its product is annotated as protein asteroid homolog 1-like. The transcript is spliced from 2 exons. Lineage: Eukaryota; Metazoa; Mollusca; Bivalvia; Venerida; Veneridae. The record is from RefSeq and is a predicted model, not a curated record. Bases 313 to 2571 code for a protein of 752 amino acids.
CUGAAAGUAAGCAUGAUUUAACGUUGUAGUGAAUACAACAGAUAGAGUUUUUAAUUCGUUUACAGUUUCUCUCCAGUCCUUCAUAGUGGGAUGGUAGUGUUGAGAAUUGUUAUAUGGAGUGUCAGCACAUUUUUUUAUCCAAAAUAAUAUACAGUCCGCUGGAGAGCUUAACAUCUUCUGGUCAUAGAAAUGAGGAAAGAAAGAUUUGUUUAAUAUUCCAAGACAUACAAUUAAAUUGAAGUGGAUGUCCAAUGUACAGAAACAGUGGAAAAUGAAUAUACAUUUAUAGAUCAAACAGAUACAGUUAAGAAGAUGGGUGUUCGAGGACUGUCAACAUUUAUAGAUGAUAAUAAGAAUGUUCUACUUAAUGAUUAUAAACUGCAUGACACAAGAGUUAUUAUAGAUGGAACAAAUCUUUUUCACUUUUUAUACUACCAUUACAAAGUUUCUCACCAAUUCGGUGGAGAUUAUGAUCACUUUGCAAGAAAAUGCAAACGUUACUUCAAUACUUUGAAAGAGUGUAAAAUUAUACCAUUUGUAGUUUUUGAUGGCGGAUAUAAUCCAGAUGAUAGAAAAUUACCAGAGGUUUUAGAUCGUAUGAAUGAUAGAAGGAAGAGAGUUGGUUUGAUAGUUGCUCGAGGACGAGGAUGUGUUUUACCAAUUCUGACUUGCGAAACAUUUCAACAGGUGCUUUUAGAGUUAGAUAUAGCACAUGUGUCGUGUGUGUACGAAGCUGAUAAAGAAGUUGCAGUUCUUGCCAAGCGAUGGAACUGUCCGGUGUUAAGUAAUGACAGUGAUUUCUUUGUAUACAGACUUGAAGGUGGAUUCAUACCCUUAGACUAUAUCAAUAUGACAUUAUGUGUGUAUAAUACAGAAACAGAAGUUGCUUCAGUUUUGGAACAUAAAAUGUCUGUAGGGGAAAAGCAGUUUGCAUACAUACCUGUUAAAUACUAUAAUUGUGAGCGUUUGUUGAAAUUUUUUAAGAAAGUUGAUGAUAAUUACGUUCUUCCAUUGCUAGCAACAGUUGUUGGCAAUGAUUAUGUUGACAACUCGGUUUUAAGCAGUUUUAACUAUGCACUUCGUGCUCCAAAGAACCCAAGUAAGAGGUCAUUGAAUGUUAAGGCAAGCGGUAGAAUGGAGGCUGUAAUGUAUUGGAUAGAUACAACUGAAAAUGAAACAGAAGCUCUGGAGCAAAUUUUAGCAAGUAUAACUCUAGAGAAGAGGGACAGAGUUGGAGAAAUUCUGAAAACUUCUAUCAAUGAAUAUAAACAAAUAGACAGUUUUUCUUCAUUUGAUAUAGAAAAUACUUUGAACGCUUUCCAGAGUGACAAAACUAUGUUUGAUGAGAACAUUGACAGUGACAUUGCAGUAGAAGGUGAUGAGACUUCACAAGUGACUGAUCAUAAUGGUAAACAACUUCCAGGUUGGUUCAUUAAGAGACUAAGAAACUGUGAAAUGAACGGAUCAUUCUUGCAGAAUGCGAUUGUAAAUCAUAGAGUCAUACUAAACUGCCAAGUGGAAAUACUGAGAGAAACAUCUUCCUAUGCUGUCUCGAGAAAACUACGUAGUUUUAUAUACAAAAUAAUUUUAAGUUCACAGACAAAUGAUGUACCUGGUAAGACGUAUCAAGAUAUAUGUGUUGUAGAAUAUGACAGACAGGGUAAAGAAACUAAAAAGUUUCUUGUCAAACCUGUUGACAGUUUGCUAGCCCUUGUACCAGAAAUUCCACUCUUAGAAGAAAUACCUGAUCUGUCAAGAAUAGAGAGAAGAAACAUGUUAUAUGCUGCAUUUGAUGUCGAUGAAAGUUGUUUUGAUGAAACAUUUCAAGAAUCCACGCAGUUGCUGUUGCUUGUAUUAAGCAUGUGGGUAAAGUUUGCUCAACCCAAGGUCACAGAAAGUCAUUUGAGUGCACUGAUUAUUAGUGUCAUUGCUCUUCAUAUGAAAGAAUUAGAGUGGUUAAAUAUGAAAAAAUCAUUAGGAUAUAAACCAUAUGAACCAGAUCUAUAUAUAGACAUUGUAAAUGCUUGUUCAACAUUACCCAGUAAAAAGGCAGAAUUCUUCAAGAAACACAUAGAGAAGCAUUUCAGUCGACCGGAACACUCGGCAAAGAUACCUCGAGAUAAUAAGGUGGUACAUGGAUUUGCACAGUUUCAGACAUGUUUUCUGUACACAAUGUACCUGAAUGAAGUGUUAUUAAAACCAGUUUGCAUGCCAAGUCCAAGCAUGAUUCUCAAUUGUACAUUUGUAUACAAUCUUUGCAGAGAUCUAGAAGGUCGUCUUCACUCAGAACUUUUUUGUGCAGAUAUACUUGGUAGGGGAUCCUCGCUACAUACCCUAUUCUUAUCUUGGAAGCAGAAAGUGAUUGAAUUGUGCAAUGAUAACUGUUUUGAAGCAACAGGGUUAGGUGUUAAGAAGAAGAAUAAAUCCAAAGGAAAGAAGACAGCAAAAGUUGACAGGGAGGAGAGGAAAGAGACCUUGAUAAAUUCAGAGAAAAUGGAAGAUGAAACUGUGACAUUGAAUUGCGAUGUUAGCAACAAAUUUUCACUCCUUAAUCUUAGUGAUUCAUUUUGAGGAAGAAAAAUGGGUAUUUUUUUUUGCUGGAAAAUUUGUUAGUUUGACUUGAAAAUUGCCAUAAUGAAAUCUUGAUAAUGUGUCAAAAAGCAUGUAACAUGCAUACAUAAAGAACAAACUUGCCCUGAACUUGUAACAUGAUCAUCAGUAGUCUUGUUUUUAAUACAAGAUCAAUUGCAUUUUCUCAGCCCUUUCAAUCUGCAGUUAAGGACCUCGAAGACAAUAGUAAGAAUACACAGAUUAUAUGCAGUAUUUUGAUGUAAGCUAUGCUAAGAAAAUUAACAUGUAAAAAAAAUAACGAGUAAAUAUGGGAGUUGUUGGCAUUGUUUAUUCCAUUAUAUUGUGUAAAAGUUUGCCUAAUUAUGUAAAUUUAGAAGUAUAAAAGGAAACGCUGUAUAUAUUAUUUAUAUCCAUGCUUAUUGUAUCAAGUUUGUAGUAACCAAAAGUACAAAAUGAAUACCUAUUGCCUUGAAUUCAGAUUUGUUUAUAGUUGAACAUUUUUGGAUGCUUUAAAAUUGAUUGUGAUUGUCAGACAUAUUUUACAAUGAUAAUUAUACAGUCAGGGCUCAUUACAACGACACUGUUGGUACCCAAAGGAUAUGUCAGUAUAUCGAAUUUGUCAGUACGGUAUAUUGAAUUUCAUCAUUCAUCAUGUAAUGAGAUGCUUAUUCACUGGUAUCUGAACAUUAUGUAUUUAGAUCUAUAAUAAACAUCUAUAAUGAAAAA